GGGACGGGACUGCGCAUGCGCAAAGCUGAAGUGCGCCACGGGCGGCCGUUGAAAAAUGGCGUCUGUCACCGAGUUGAAGGCCGUUUUAAAGGACACCUUGGAAAAAAAGGGAGUAUUAGGGCAUUUAAAAGCAAGGAUCCGAGCUGAAGUUUUCAGUGCCCUAGAUGAUGACCGUGAACCCCGACCAUCAUUGUCUCAUGAAAACCUUCUAAUUAAUGAAUUAAUUCGGGAGUAUUUGGAAUUCAACAAAUAUAAGUAUACAGCAUCCGUCCUCAUGGCAGAAUCUGGUCAACCUGUAGUUCCAUUGGACAGACAAUUUCUCAUUCGUGAACUAAAUGCAUUUGAAGAAUCAAAGGAUAAUACAAUACCUCUUUUAUAUGGAAUUUUAGCUUAUUUCAUGCAUGGAACUAAGGAUGGCAUCCAGAACGCAUUUCUUAAAGGCCCUUCACUUCAGCCUCCAAACCCAAAUCUUGGCAGACAACUUAGUAGAAGAAAGCAAAUAGAUGAUCACCUAAGAAUGGAGAAGGGAAAAAGUGCUAAUGUGGAAGAUCUUCAUGUUUCUCAAGCAGUAAAGAGAUGACAUUUCCAUUUGGGUUAUCUUUUAUCUUAAAAUUGUGUGUAUUAAAUUAUUUAUUAUCUCAGUGUUACCAAAAUGUACCACUACUAUUUGUACUUUGUAGAAAUCUGAGUUUCUGCAAAACACUUAGCCCCUCAUGUUUAACUGUAUUUGUGAAUAAAAACCACCUGCCAUCAAGCUUA
Otolemur garnettii (small-eared galago) is the source of this 759-nucleotide messenger RNA. RefSeq names its product FGFR1OP N-terminal like (gene CEP20). The transcript has 5 exons. Bases 56 to 580 code for a protein of 174 amino acids. Gene Ontology annotation, biological process: microtubule anchoring; cilium assembly. Gene Ontology annotation, molecular function: protein binding. The record is from RefSeq and is a predicted model, not a curated record. Gene Ontology annotation, cellular component: centrosome; motile cilium; ciliary basal body. Lineage: Eukaryota; Metazoa; Chordata; Mammalia; Primates; Galagidae.